UUACAGUCAGUGAUUAUUUCAGUAGAUUUACUCUGAAAAUUCAUAUAGCAUUUCCAUGUGAAUACUUGUCAUAUGGCCGGAGAAGAAUCUGUAUUGAAGUCAAGAGAGCCUCUUGUUUUCCGCAAUGCGCUUGACAACUGGAAGGUCUUUCAUUGGACAUUUGAUGACUGGACUCAUUUCUUCAGGGGUCAACCUCUAAAAUUUCGUGUCGGCUCCAAAAAGUGCAGUAAGGAGCCCCAGUGGGAACGCUCAUCCAGAACCAUCACAAUGACUUUAGACGAAUUUAAAAAUCUAGCGGUUGAAGAUUCUGACUCCUGGUACUAUUUUGAUUACAAACAUUUAAACGAAUAUUGUGAUCAUGAUACUUCAUUUUUAGAUGAUAUCAACUGGAGCUGUGUAGGCUUACCUGAAAGAUCAGGAAAGGACUCAACUCUUUGGAUUGGAUCAAAGGGUGCACACACUCCAUGCCAUAUUGAUACUUAUGGUUGUAAUUUUGUCGCUCAAAUUUUUGGCAGGAAAAGGUGGCUGCUGUUUCCCCCAGAUACAGUUCAGUUGAAGCCAAGCAGAAUUCCAUAUGAAGAGUCUAGUAUAUACACACACAUCAACUUUCAGUGCAGUCGAAACUAUGAUCCAAAAUUGAUUGAAAAGGCAUUCUCUGUAGAGUUAGACCCAGGUGAUGUGCUGUUUGUUCCCCCUCAAUGGUGGCAUUAUGUGGAGAACUUGUCAACUGCUAUCAGCAUUAACACAUGGGUACCUAUGGCAACAGACAAUUUAGCCAGGUUGAAGGAAUGUCUUGUUCGGUUUUUAGUGACCACCAUCAAACCAACUUUAACUUCUGAAAUGUGUCUCGAGCUUUUAAAUCCUAAUGAAGAUGACAUCGAAAGUUCAGCAGAGUGUUUGGAAAAAUUAUCCCAUUGUAUCACUCAGCUACCAGUUGGUCAUCAAAAUGACUCAGAGGAUCAGGGAGAAAGUCUUGUCAAGAAAAGGAAACUUUGCCACUUGAAUUUCAAAGCAGUCGAACGUAUUUCAAAGGAGCAAAUUGACAAUUUAAUGAAUUCUUGCAGCUGUGAUAGAGCAGAUGAUCAACAAAAAGAUCUGCCAUUGGUAUUUUCAUUAGUAAAUUCAUUCUGUGAUGAAAAAGUCCUAGAUAGUGUCUCUCAGAACUUACUGAGUCAUUACACGUAACGUGAAAUUUAUCAUCUGUGUAAUUGUCCAGCCAACAGAUAAAUGUGCCUCAUGGGACGGCCAAUGUUGAGUUUCAUCGAAUUUUAUCCAUUUGCCUCCUGUCUAUAACCCUCCUAUAGCCAAAAUAUUUUUCUUGUUUUAAAAUUUUAUUAGAUUUCCCUCCUAAAAAUUACAUGUUCAGUCUAGUCAUUCAAACUUCAUUGUAAUAGGGAAAGUAAUUGAUUUUUUGAAAAUGAAUGUAAUGAAGAAUUUCAUUAAGAAUUCAAUUAAAACAUCAUCUUUGCCUUCAAUAAAUCUUUGCAAUCAUUUCGAGGUA
Bemisia tabaci is the source of this 1501-nucleotide messenger RNA. NCBI's taxonomy places the organism in Eukaryota, Metazoa, Arthropoda, Insecta, Hemiptera, Aleyrodidae. The record is from RefSeq and is a predicted model, not a curated record.